Messenger RNA from Brachypodium distachyon (stiff brome), 1744 nucleotides. RefSeq names its product rosmarinate synthase. The transcript has a single exon. The record is from RefSeq and is a predicted model, not a curated record. Bases 123 to 1541 code for a protein of 472 amino acids. Lineage: Eukaryota; Viridiplantae; Streptophyta; Magnoliopsida; Poales; Poaceae. Gene Ontology annotation, molecular function: acyltransferase activity, transferring groups other than amino-acyl groups.
UCGUUGAUUGCAUUGGGGGAUCACAGAGAAAGGGUGAGCGUUGAACCCAAAGUCCCCACCCAGGCGAGCUCCCUCCACCAACCACCCCCGCCCACCCACGCGCGCUCAACCUGCUCGGCGAAAUGCCGCCGAACCACUUCUCCCUGCAGAUCGCCUCCCGGACUCUAAUCCAGGCCUCGGCCCCGCCGCCGGGCUUCCCGUCCAUCCACGCCGUCUCCAACCUCGACCUCGUCCUCGGCCCCUUCCCUAUCUACCUCAUCUGCCUCUACCCACCCGCGCCGUCGGGCCUCCCCGCCGUGCUCUCCGCCGUCCGCGCGGCCCUCCCGGGCUUCCUCUCCGCCUUCUUCCCCUUCGCCGGCCGCGUCGUGCGCGACCCGGACACCAAUGUCCCCCUUGUCGCCUGUUCCAACGCCGGCGCUGAGCUCGUCGUCGCCGACGCCGCGACCCCCCUCGCGGACCUCGACUUCGCCGAAAUUGAUGCGUCGCUUGGACUCAUCCAGAUCCCCUUCGAUGGGAGCCUCCCCUUGUCGCUGCAGCUCGUCCGCUUUGCCUGCGGCGGGUUCGCGCUGACGGUUGCGACGAACCACCUCCUCGCCGAUGGCAGGGCGUUUGUUCUGCUCCUCAAUUGCUUCGCGGAGAUGGUCCGCACGGGCGGCGGCGGCGGGCUCUCCGGCGGCCCGCCCCGGCUCGACCGGUGUUUGUUGAGCCCGCGGUCACCGCCGCGGUACAGCCCGUCGUUGGACGCCGAGUUCGCGAGGUUCACGCCGGCCACCAUGAUCAAUCCCCUCCUGACCUUGGCUAUCCGCCGCCGCCUGUACCGCAUCGACGCCGCCGACCUCGCCGCGCUCCAGAACGCCGCAUCGGCAUCGGCAGGCGGCCGCCGGACCUCGCGCUUCGUGGCGCUGUGCGCGCACGUGUGGAAGCUCCUGGCGCGCGCCGUGGGAGAGUCCGACCCCAGCUGCCGCAUGGCGUGGAUCGUGGACGGCCGGAAGUGCGUCGGCGGCGUUGGCGAGGAAGAAGGCGGCGCCCUGGACCGGUACGUGGGGAACGUGGUGACGUACACCUCCCAGGAGGCGAGCGUGGGGGAGCUGCUCGCCACGCCGCUGCACGAGGUGGCGGCCACGGUGCGCGGGGCCAUUGCCGGGGUGAUGAGGAAGGAGAGGUUCCAGGAGCUGGUGGACUGGGUGGAGGAGAAGAAGGCGGCGUACAAGGACGGCGGGAAGUGGACGGAGGCGGUGAACCUCGGCCUCGGGAGCCCCACGCUUGUGAUCUCUGGCCUGCUGCCCUUCGCCAUCGACGGGGACCUCGGCGGCGGGCUGGGGAAGCCGAGGCUGGUGCUGCCGUGGGUGCGGCACGGCCGGCUGGGGUCGGCGGCGGUCACGGUGGUGCCGUGCCCGGGCGGGGACGGGUCGUGGUUCGUCGGCGGUACCAGGCUGUGGCCACGGCUGGUGGAGGUGAUCGAAGCCGGCCCCGAGAGCUUGCUCAAGCCGGUGACGGCGGCGAGCCUGGGGUUCGCCGGCGCGCACGGUUCUCGUCUGUGACCGAGCCCGUGGCUGGGAAUGACAUGAUUCUCCGGUGAAGUUAUUCAACGCCUUUGUUGAUUUGUUGUAAAGCUCACAAUACAUACAGGCCAUGGGCUGAGAGCUCUAGAGUUUUUACUGAACUGAACUUGAAUGUAGCCGUUAGCCAUGAUAUAUGUAUGAACUUGGUCGAAUAAACCAUUUGUCAUACUUCUAUUUGAAAA